CAUUCGGGGUAAACUGUUGGAAUUUUGGUUGGUCGUUAGUCUCUCUCGGAGAUUCCUCCAAAACAGUUGUCCGUCUGAAGCCCCAGUCUAUCUGAUUACGGAAUCGCACAGCCCAUUUCCGCACUACAACCUUGCCAUGGGCCAGACACGCGUGGCGACAACACCAACGGCGCAAUCUGCGGAGGCGACGCUUUCCCCAGACACAAAUGGUCAGGAGCAGGAGGCGCCUCAGCUGCUGGGCGAGGACAGCUGGGAGGAGUUCUCCAUCGAUGUUCCGUGGGGAACCGUUGAGGGCAAGUGGUGGGGCUCCAAGGAGCAGCAGCCCAUCAUCGCCCUGCAUGGCUGGCAGGACAACUGCGGCAGCUUCGACCGGCUGUGCCCCCUGCUGCCGGCGGACACCUCCGUCCUGGCCAUCGACCUGCCCGGCCACGGGAAGUCCUCGCACUAUCCGCAGGGCAUGCAGUACUUCAUCUUCUGGGACGGCAUUUGCCUGAUCCGCCGCAUAGUGCGCAAGUACAACUGGAAGAACGUCAGCCUGCUGGGCCAUUCGCUGGGCGGAGCUCUGACCUUCAUGUACGCGGCCAGCUUCCCCACCGAGGUGGACAAGCUGAUCAACAUCGACAUUGCGGGUCCCACGGUGCGAAGCACUCAGAGAAUGGCGCAGGGCACGGGCAAGGCGCUGGACAAGUUCUUGGACUACGAGUCUCUGCCGGAGAGCAAGCAGCCCUGCUACUCGUACGACGAGAUGAUCAAGCUGGUGCUGGACGCCUACGAUGGCUCCGUGGAUGAGCCCUCCGUGCGGGUGCUGAUGAACCGGGGAAUGCGGCACAAUCCCAGCAAGGAUGGCUAUCUGUUUGCCCGGGACCUGCGGCUGAAGGUCAGCCUGCUGGGCAUGUUCACCGCGGAGCAGACGUUGGCCUACGCCCGCCAGAUUCGCUGCCAGGUGCUCAACAUUCGGGGAACUCCCGGCAUGAAGUUCGAGUCGCCACAGGUCUAUGCGGAUGUGAUUGCCGCGCUGAGGGAAAACGCCGGCAAGGUGGUGUACGUCGAGGUGCCCGGCACCCACCAUCUCCAUCUGGUCACCCCGGAGCGGGUGGCGCCCCAUAUCAAUCAAUUUCUGAAGGAAGCGUGAGAUUCUGUCGAGGGUUGAGUAGGAAAUUACUUAAGUAGAAGGCUAGAUAGAGAAUACUGUGUGUAUAUAGUUAGUAUAUUCCAUCCCAUAUGUGAUGUGUCAGUGAACAAAGGUAUGUGCCCGCUCUGCGUGGAUAUAAAUGUUAUGGUAAAUAAUAAACACAAAUUUUUGAUCAAAAUAA
Molecule: messenger RNA, 1313 nt
Organism: Drosophila subpulchrella
Lineage: Eukaryota; Metazoa; Arthropoda; Insecta; Diptera; Drosophilidae
Gene: kraken
Product: probable serine hydrolase
Exons: 3
Coding region: 137-1132 (331 amino acids)
Source: RefSeq, a predicted model, not a curated record